ACUUCCGGGUGUCAGGACGGCUGGAGGUAAACACAAACAUAUUCCGGCUGCAGCAGCGUGGAGGCAGUCAUGUCUGGUUGCAGCGCCGAGUUGAUCGAUUAUCUGGAGGGUCGGAUCAGUUUCGAAGAGUUCGACCGAAGGAGAGACGAGCGGAAAACAGAGGAGGAACCGGACGAAGCAGCUGAAGACGAUGCUCAGCCUUCCACCUCGACACAAGCUAAAGUCACCAUCGAGGAGGGAAUCAGUCCAGGAGUCCAGCUGGCCUUCGCCUCCAUCCUGGGAGAAACAGCCGAAGCGCCAUCAUCAUCAUCAUCAUCAUCAGAAGAGGAGGAGGAGCAGGAUGAAGAGGAGGACAGCUUGAGCUUCGUGGAUGAUGAAGAUGAUAAAGACUACAGCAUGAAGGAGGAUGAGGAGCCGAAGACAGACACUGAAAAGAGGAGGAGGCGAGGAGGCGGGAGGAGAGCAGGAAGGAGAAGAAGAGGAGUGAAGAGCAGACUGAAGGAGGAGGAGGAAGAGGAGGAAAACAUGGCGGUGGGAGACGUGCUGAAGCUGGAGAUGGAGCUGAACCGAGAGAACAAGAAGCUGAUGAAGGCUCGCCGUCAUGGCAGCAAGCUGCCCCAGGCCCUGCGGGGUCUGAUGGGGGAGGCUAACAUACGCUACGCUCGAGGAGAGCAGGAGGACGCCAUCAUGAUGUGCAUGGAGAUCAUCAGGCAGGCCCCCCUGGCCUACGAGCCUUUCUCCACUCUGGCCAUGAUCUACGAGGACAACAGUGACGUGGACAAAGCUCUGCAGUUUGGACUCAUCGCUGCACACCUGAACCCCUCAGACUGUGAGGAGUGGGUCCGCUUAGCUGACAUGUCUCUGGAGCAGGGCAACGUCCGGCAGGCUAUCAUCUGCUACAGCAAGGCUAUAAAGUACGACCCGACCAACGUGCGCUACCUGUGGGAGCGCUCCAGCCUCCACAUGCGUUUAGGAGAACACAAACAGUGUAUGGACGGGUACCGCCGGAUCCUGUCCCUGCUGCCGCUGGAGGACGGGGAGCAUUUCAUGCAGCUGUCCAAGGACAUGGCUAAGAGUUACUACGAGAGUAACGACCUGACCUCAGCGCUCGGUGUGAUUGAAGAAGCUCUGGAUCGACACCCCAGCUUGGUCAGUGAUGACUUCAUCAACAUGGCCGCCGAGCUCUACAUCUGCAGCCACCAGCACAAACAGGCCCUGCAGGUUUUAGUCAAAUUCACCGGCGUUGUUCUGGUUCGAGCUGAGCCCAGGGCAGAAGUCACGGCGCCGUCCCAACCAGAGACUGAGAAGGAGGAAGAGGACACACCAUCCAACUGCCCAGAGGAGAACGGUGAGGUCAUAGAGGUUCAGGUUCCAGACAGCGUCCCUGUAGACCUGAGGGCCAAGCUAAUCGUCUGUCUCAUCCAGCUGCACGCCCUGGCACCUGUGGAGGGCCUGGUGUCGUCCCUGAUGGAGCAGAGUCCGGAGGAGAUCGGAGACCUGUACCUGGACGUAGGUGAAGCCUACAUCGAACAGGGGAAGUACUUGUCUGCUCUGCCUCUGCUGUCGGCCCUCGUCAUUUCAGAAAAAUACAACCUGGCUGUCGUCUGGCUGCGACAUGCAGAGUGUCUGAACGCUCUGGGACACAUGAAGGAGGCAGCUGAAAGCUACAGUAAGGUAGUGGACAUGGCGCCGCAGCACCUGGAGGCCCGGCUCUCUCUGGCCACCAUACAGCAGCAGCUGGGACGGACGGACCUGGCUCUCAAAGCUCUGGAGUCCAUGUAUGAUACAGACACACUGUCGCAGGACUCGUCCGCUGCACAGAAGGAAUUAAAGCUGCUGCUGCAUCGCUCCACACUGCUGAAAACACAAGGCCAGGUGCAGGAUUACCUGGACUCUGUCAUCACUAUGAUUUCCAUGCUGCUCAAGGUGGCCAUGCAGCGGGCCAAGGUGUGUGUGCGAUCUGUCAGUGUGUCAGGAAAAUAUCACCUGAGGCUGCAGAAGGUCAUAGAUAAUGUGCCUGAGAUCGCAGACCAAGAAACUGCUUACCUGGACAACACAGGUAAAACCAGUGUUUUGUCCAAAGAGGACUGGUGGGAGCUGCUGAUGAACUGCCUGCUGACUCUCUGUGAGGUGAAGAGAUACGAAGAGGCGGAGCUUCUUGUUGAGUCUGCUAUGGAGUUCUACUCUUUCUAUGACAUUAAACCCAAAAGGAAGGAGCUGGAGUUCUUGGGGCUUUCUGCCACUGUCCUCAGCCAUGACCACUACAGGGCCUACAACUACAUCAGAUUGAUGCUUCUGGACAAYGUAAAUCUGCCUCAGCUGUGGAAUAUUUUCAACCAGCUGACCARUAACUCUCAGCACCAGCGCCACCAUCGCUUCUGUCUCCGCAUGCUGCUGAAAAAUCCAGACAACAUCACUUUGUGUGUGCUGUGUGGACAUAACGCCAUGGUGUCGGGCAGCUUCAAACAUGCCCUGGGUCAAUAUGUGCAGGCCCUGAAGUGUCACCCUGAAAACCCGAUGCACAGUCUGUAUGUGGGCCUCACCUUCUUCCACAUGGCCUGUCAGAAGUAUGUAGCUAAACGCCACGCUCUGCUGCUGCAGGGUUUCUCUUUUCUGUGGCGGUACCUGGAGCUGCGAGGAGAGUGUCAGGAGAGCUUCUACAACCUGGGCCGGGCUCUGCACCAGAUGGGCCUCACGCAUUUAGCCAUCCAUUAUUACCAGCGGGCCCUGGCACUGCCGGGUCCAAAACUGGAG
Messenger RNA from Austrofundulus limnaeus, 2754 nucleotides. It is a transcript of the gene gtf3c3, whose product is annotated as general transcription factor IIIC, polypeptide 3. Gene Ontology annotation, cellular component: transcription factor TFIIIC complex. Gene Ontology annotation, biological process: transcription by RNA polymerase III. The record is from RefSeq and is a predicted model, not a curated record. Gene Ontology annotation, molecular function: protein binding. NCBI's taxonomy places the organism in Eukaryota, Metazoa, Chordata, Actinopteri, Cyprinodontiformes, Rivulidae.